UCGCCAAUCGGUCAUCGGUCCAAAGAGGGUCCAUGUGGUGGAUUGUUUACCUUUUUAUUUACAGGUUAUGUUAUUAUUAAUUAAUAAAUUUUAUAACAACAAACAUUUAAAAUAUGUCUUACCAUCGUAUUCACAGCGUGAGGUUUUACAAUCCAGAUGCAAAUGCUAUUCACUGUAUCAGUUAUGAAAAAGAUACCAAAAGAUUAGCACUUUCACGGUCAAACAAUACCAUAGAGAUAUGGGACUUGAGCCACACCCCUCACAUAGACCGAGUGUUGCUGAGUACCGACCAUUCUGUUGAGAGUUUAGUCUGGUACAACGGUCGCCUUUUCAGCAGUGGAUUGAACGGAAUGAUCAAUGAGCAUAAUCUUCUUACUCUUCUACCAAAGUACAACGUACCAGUAACGUCUGGACCCUGUUGGUGCAUGGCUCUAAACAAUAAAGAUGGUAUGAUUGCGGCUGGAACUGAAGAUGGCUAUAUCAACCUGUUUCAAGUCAUGGACGACAGUUUACUCUAUGAAAAGAUUUUAGACAAACAAGAAGGUCGCAUUAUGUGCUUGGCUUGGGACGCAACAGGAGAGAGGAUUGUGACGGGCUCAGAGGAUGCUGUCAGGAUAUGGAACGUCAAGACAGGACAUGCCAUACACAAGAUGACCACAGGACGAGCAAUGACCAACAGACCGACCAUCGUGUGGUGUGUCACUGUCACUGAUGACUUUACGAUCAUCACUGGAGACUCUAGAGGCAAGCUGAGCAUGUGGGAUGGCAGCACUGGUACCAACAUAGCCAGUCAUCAGAGCCACAAGGCUGAUGUGUUGAGUGUCUGCUUGGACGAUCAACAAACCACAGUGUACGCUGCAGGUGUUGACCCACUGAUCGCCACGUUUGAGAAGAUACAAAUGAAGGACGGAGUCAAAUGGGUGAGAUCCAUUCAGCGGAGAAUACAUGACCAUGACGUCCGAGCUCUGGCCUACUGUCAUGGCCGACUCUUCUCAGGAGGGGUGGACGGUUAUCUAGCAUUGAGCAGCUACCCGCCCAAAGUUCACCUAAGAUAUCCUCCAUUAUUACAGUCGCCGUGUGUGUACUUAGCCCCCGAGGCGAGAUGUCUCCUUUUGAGGUACACAACGUACUUAGAGUUAUGGCGACUAGGGUGCACUCAGGUUAGCCAACCUGCCAACACUCAACACUCUCUGCCUCUGGCCCAGGAUGCUGUUAAGUUGGUACAACUGCUCAGCAAGGACAGCCAACAUAUCAGGUGCGCCGCUGUAUCAAGUGAUGCGAAGUGGAUUGCCUACUCGACUGAUACUCUGUUCAGACUCUACUCGUUAGACUUGGAUACGGAGCCCAAGGAGCCGCGGUUGUCCAGAGUGAGUGGUUUGAGUGCCGAGUGCAACGCAGUCCACUGCGCUCAGUUCUCACCGGACUGCGGCUGGCUGGUGUGCGCAACCAACCACAACAACCUGUUAGUGUUUGAGCUGAGCUUGGAUGCCGGGCCGACACUUACUCACACCUUCGCCCCUCUCACUGAUAACCUUAUGUCGGAUGUUGUUCACCUCAUCUGCAUCUCCGUUGACAACCAAUACAUCAUAGCAGCCGACAGACGAGCGAAUAUUGUCGUCUGGUCAAACGGAAAGCACUACUGCACGCUGCCGAGGUAUCACUGUGCACCGACAGCGAUGGCUAUCCAACCAAUCACCAAUCAUCUGGUGGUCGUCUACUGUGACCACAAGAUUGUCGAGUUUUCACUGGAGAGGAAGAAGUACACAAAGUUCUCAAGAGGGUUGAGUGACAACCACCCCAAACAGUGGUUGGGGCGAAGCUUCACGGUGUCCAACGUGGUGUUUGAUCCUGCCAACAAAGACAUCAUCCUCCUGCAUGACGACUCCACCAUCUGUGUUAUUGACAAGUGCAAGACUCUACCCUCGACCGAGGCCAAGAUCCCUCGACUGGAGUUGUCACACUCCAAUGGACUAGACCCUGGAGACAACAGUAACCAGUACCCUCCCAGCAACACACCUCAACACGCCUUCCAUGUCAUCAAGAAGUACAAGCAUCUCGUGUACUUUGGUUGCCUGGGAGAAGGAGAGAUGGUGGCAGUAGAGAUCAACCCUCUGUCUUUGAUGGAAAAACUGCCAGCCCCUCUGAAGCAGAAGCACUUUGGAGCCAUGUAGUGGAUAUGCGAGUUUCAGCCGAGAUGUAUGUGCGUUUGAUGAAGAGGCAGAUCUUGUUCUCUCCGUGGUGGGUCGAUGGUGGAGGUCGGUGAAACAUACAAUGGACCAACGAUCUCUAGAGAGCAACGGCUGUCUGACGAACGCCAGCCGACCAUACCUGACACCACAUUCACAACUUCUUACAAAUAAAUACUUUACUAUUGCAAGUUUUUGAAGUAUGGUAUUACUACAGUGUGCUAAUGUUAGCUAUUGGAUUCAGUUUUUAUAAUUUUUAACUAUUUAAAUCAGGAGAAAAUAUUGAUUAUUAUAUUUUGGGUUUCCUUCAAAGUUUGUAAGGAAAAAGUUGAUCCCAAAUUAAAAAACGUAUCCUUUUUAAUGAGUACGGAAAAUUAGUCCUAAAUGUGAUUGUAUCUAAUGGUUUAAAUAACACACCCUAGUAUUACUGUACUUCAAACAAACCUAUCAAAAUCAACAUGCGCUACAAUUAUGAAAAUUAAUACCCAAAAUCUUAAGUUAAUGGUUUAUAUCCAACACUAGAUUUAACUACUUCUAAACUACUUCAAGUAAAUAAUUAAUAUAUGUAAUGCUUUAUAAAGAGUGUAAACAAUUUGAAAUCUCUGUUACUGAUUCAGGUUGCAAAACAAUAUUGGUUAGACCAUAGAUAUUUGAAUUAACCAGACUGAUUGGAAUCAAUGUGUGGGAUCCAAAAUAUUUUAAAAUCUCAGCUCUGAUUAGUUGAAAAAGAAUUUUUUUUACUUCCCUUAUCUUCAAUUGCUAUACCACAAUUGAGCCAUAAAACUGUCAAAAUCAAUUUAUUCAACCUGUAAUGCUCCUUUUAUGUUACUCGUAUUUGUGCUAUUUUGUAUGUCCUGUGAAUAAUGAGGUUGUUUUCAGUGCACAGCAUUUUGUUUUGUAAAUAUAUUUUUAUCAAACUUUG
Molecule: messenger RNA, 3108 nt
Organism: Macrosteles quadrilineatus (aster leafhopper)
Lineage: Eukaryota; Metazoa; Arthropoda; Insecta; Hemiptera; Cicadellidae
Gene: l(3)72Dn
Product: U3 small nucleolar RNA-associated protein 4 homolog
Exons: 15
Coding region: 114-2171 (685 amino acids)
Biological process (GO): maturation of SSU-rRNA from tricistronic rRNA transcript (SSU-rRNA, 5.8S rRNA, LSU-rRNA)
Cellular component (GO): 90S preribosome; small-subunit processome; t-UTP complex
Molecular function (GO): RNA binding; protein binding
Source: RefSeq, a predicted model, not a curated record